AACAUUUUGAAGUUGCAUACAGGCCAGCAUACGAGCACCUAUCGACUAUAUUACGGGGAUAUCCCCGAAUUACACCUUUAACCCAUCAAAAUGACGCCAUACUGUUCUUUGUUAAUGCUUUUAUGGACAUUUACUCAGCCAUUUUGUAGGUCAGAUGACAUAGCAGAUUUGGUAAAUGCAGUUGCAUCAGAGCUGGAGAAUGGCGAGGUUGAAACACUGGAUGAGGCACUUUAUGAGGGCUUUGUUCAUGGCAUGGCUCUAAAUUUCGACUAUGUUUCAAUGGGUAAAAAUGACACUUCUGCGCCUGAAGAGAAAGCUGAAGAGGUAAAGGAGGAUGUUCACAAACACAAUCUUGAGCGUGCUGAGCUGGAAGCUGAAUAUCUUACCCGACACAGGCCGCUUGAAUCUAAUGUAGUUGAUGAGAAGGAAUCCGACAUUUACUCCCUUUUCAACAUUGUGUUGCACUAUAUGAACACCAGGGGUCAGCACUGGCAUAUUGUCGAACCUAAGAGUGAGGGCCUGGAUGAUGCUAAUGAACACCAUAUGGUUUUCAUCAGUGAUGCAAAUGACGCGGAGGGCAAGCAUAUACCCAGAAACAUGAUACUUUCAGUUGGUAACAUCGCAAAGUCGAUACCUCAAAAGGGCAACAAAACGCCAAUUCUCAUGACUUGCCUAGAGACCUUCAUAGUUUCGAAAUUGUCGUACACUUUAAUGGGCAAGCUUCUCAACAGCGAUGCUCCGGUUGAUUCUAGGCUUAAAUAUAUCGAUAGAUGGAUCAAUUUGGCCCAGCAUCACUUCAUUUUAUAUCUUCCGUAUAUAACCAUUACUGCCCAGAGAUGCAUAGACUUGCUAGAGGAUAAUGGUCAAUUGAAAUCUGAUUUUGAUAACGAUCAUUAUCGUGCUCUUUUGAAUAAUGCCAAGACUAUGGUUAAGAAGCGUGACACUGAAAAUGAUUUGCAGACCUUCAUUAUGCUUGACGCUGAACUACACCCAGCACUGAUUGAACUUUGCAUUAAGCAACGUCAUAUUAUACCAUCCUUAUUAGACGAAAAGGAAAGUCAUCUAAAGAAGAUUCACAGUGUAUUGGACAAAGAGAUGUCCUGGGAGACAUUUACCAGUGCCGCCAACAUGGUUUUUUCAGACGUUGAGCGCGAAAUUUUAAAAGAUGACGACUACCUUUUGAAACCAUCGACUUGGGGUUGCGCUCUUUCUAAAAAGGAUGCUGAGGGGGCUGAAAAGACUUUAAUUGCUGCCUUUACCAAAUCGCAUGUUCAACUAAACUUAAAGGUUAGGUUAACCUUAAUAGAGCUCAACCGUAUAAUUGCUGCCUCUGCGCCUGACAAAGGCAAAUCCUUAGCAACGGCAUUAAUACAAUUUGUUGAAAAUGAGUAUGAGGCCGCCGCUGAAGAAUCUGGGAACAACAAGGAACUAUCGCAGUGUAUCGCAGAUGCAAAAGAGGUACUACAUAAUGAGGCAGAGAAGUACGAUAGUAAUGUCACCAAGUCCGAUUACACCAGUGGCAUUGCUAUAGACAUGAAGAAAUACCGCAACGAGGGUUGGAUGCCCUGUAUGUCUGCUCGCAUUUUAUCUACCAUAAAUGAUGUAUGUGCAAAGAAGCCGGAGUACUGUAAAGUUCUUUUGGAGGUGCUUCGUGAAUCUAUCGGAACUUUGGAUCCUGACAGUACAUCAGCUCUAAUUAUGGAGAACUUCCACAACGUUAUAUGCGUUUCUCUGCUCAAAAACAACACCAUAACAGCUGACGAUUUGCGUUCGUACCUAGCUAAGGAGGUACGUCACGAGUUAAAGGAGGUUAACUCCCUCAAUGGAGGGGGUAAGUCUGAACAUAAGCCUAAUGAGGAGAGUAAAGAGACUUCCUCGGAACAGAGCAAGAAUCUGCCUUCUGAUACAACCGAAAAGGAAAUCAAGGGGCACUAA
This is a messenger RNA of Babesia bovis T2Bo, 1935 nucleotides long. RefSeq lists its product as uncharacterized. The transcript has 6 exons. NCBI's taxonomy places the organism in Eukaryota, Apicomplexa, Aconoidasida, Piroplasmida, Babesiidae. The record is from RefSeq and is a predicted model, not a curated record. Bases 91 to 1935 code for a protein of 614 amino acids.